Messenger RNA from Seminavis robusta, 2432 nucleotides. NCBI's taxonomy places the organism in Eukaryota, Bacillariophyta, Bacillariophyceae, Naviculales, Naviculaceae. The record is from the annotation of a GenBank genome assembly.
AUGUACAUGAGUGUGAGUGGAGCGAGAGCAAAGAAGUACUCGUCUUUUUAGCCUCUGCAUGCUGGACCGCACAACGUUUUAGUGAGUAAACACACAGCCCACACCAUACAAGGAGCCUCUCCAUUCUGGACUGCACAACUGUUUAGUGAGUAAACGCACAGUGCACACUACACCAUACAAGGAGUGAUCGUUCAGAAGCUGAUUAAGAGAACGGAAAGGAGAGAAACAAUGGCUCCAAGUAGAGCAAGAAAAGACAGCUUUGAUGAAGACGACGACGACGACGAUGAGAUGUAUGGAAAGCUCAUCGCCCCGGAUGAUUUUAAUGACGGUAGCGUUACCAACCGGCGAUGUACCGACUGUCUUUGCGCACUCCUUUUGAUUCUGGUGUGGUUGGUGACGACAGCAAUUGGCUUUUACGCUAUCAACUACGGCGACAUUCGCCUUGUCAUUCACCCAAUUGACUACGACGGAAAUGUUUGCGGUACAGAUUUUCGUGAAGACAUGACAGAUUAUCCAUACCUUCUCUACGUAAACUCCUAUACUGGAGGAGUUUGCGUAAAUGAAUGCCCUUCUCUUGUAGGACAAGUUGCCAACAAUGUAUCCGACAUCCGAACUCUGGUGACUUAUGCAGGAGUUUGGCAGCCGUCUUAUGGUGAAUCAGAGCUGCCGUUGGACUUUGUCCAGGUUGCUCCCUACUAUGUCAACUCCUCCGACGCACUAUUCUGCACGGACAGCUUGUGCUUCCCAGAUAAUUCUGCCAUUGCUUCGUGGCACUCAGCUGGGAUCAGCAAAGGCUUUGGCUUCGCCUAUUACGCUGGUGACACCUAUGAGCUAUUUUGGCGUUGUUACUUGACCUCGGAUGCUGAAAGAGCCAUUCAAAACCAAACUCAGGCCGAAAAAGUAUUGGAAAUCCCAAAUCCAUCCGAACUGCUGUUGAAUCUCUAUUCUGAUGUCUACGCAACCUUUGACUAUGUGUUUGGAUUUGGUUUUGGAGUGGCACUGGGCGUCAGUUUCCUUUACGUGUUUCUAAUGCGACUACCAUGCCUACUGUCAAUUAUGAUUUGGGGUUCCAUUGGACUCACGUGGGCCAUGUUUGGAGCUGCCGGGUAUUUCAGCUUUGCAAAUGCUGCCAUGUUCAGCUCAGAAACUCCCAGACGGGUAUCCGAUCAAUGGAUUACAGUUCUUUAUGGGGUGAGCAUGGUUUGCUUUGUCAUUCUGGCGAUUUUGGUAUCCAUCACAUGCUGCUUGAUACAACAAAUCCAAAUGUCUAUCGGCUGCGUGAGAGCUGCAGCUAGGGCAAUCAACCGGAUGCCGGGAAUCCUGAUUGUUCCAGUCUUACAGUCGAUGGUCUUUAUUGGUGCUCUCGGGACGUUUGCCAUUUAUGGUGCUUACUUGGCAUCCAUGGGGAAAAUCAACGUGUUGGAGUUCCCAAUUGACAUUGAUUCUGGCGCUGAGAUUGCAGUUCGGACGUAUGGUUUCGAUGGGAAUGUCGAGAUAUGUGCAUGGUUCCUCUUGUUUGUUGCCUUUUGGACGAGCAACUUCAUUGUGGCUGUUGGGGACCUGACAGUUGCAAUGUCUGUAGCUCGAUGGUACUUCCAGAAGGAGAAGAGACGGAUUGGGAGCUGUGUCGUUUUGGGAAGCCUCGCAAACACACUCUACUACCACACGGGUACACUCGCCUUUGGGUCCCUUCUCAUUGCCCUAGUACAGCUUGUACGAGCCCUGCUAGAACGAAUCAGAAGAACCAUCAAGAAAGCAGACAACAAAAUUGCCAACACGAUGAUAUGCUGCUGUCAGUGUUGCUUCUGUAUGCUUGAAGCAUGUCUCAGAUUUAUGAACAAAAAUGCUUGGAUACAGACAGCCAUCUUUGGCACGUCAUUCUGUCAGUCUUCACGCCAAGCCUUCUACUUGAUGCUACGGAACGCUGGCCGUGUGGGGGCAGUGUCCUACGUGAGCUCGUCCAUUCUUGUGGUUGGGAAGGUGUUCAUUAGCACCGUGACCACUGGACUUUCCUACAUUGCCCUUAUUGAUGCCGAGGCAGAAUUGCACCACGUUGGCGGACCUUUGGUGAUUAUCUUCUUCAUCUCCUACAUUGUCUCGGACAUAUUCAUGGGCGUGUUCGAUAUAUCCAUCAAGACAAUAUUGCAUUGCUUUGUAGCGGAUGAAGAAAUGUUCGACGGAGAAUACGCUGAAGGGGCAAUCGUUAGGUUUAUCGAUACAUACAACCAGGAGCUCGACCAAGAACAUAUGGGGGUACCGGUAAAGGGUGGCAGCAAAAGAUCUCCAAGACGAUAGACAUGCGAAGCAAGCACGGGGUUUAGCAACGUACAUAAUUCAUUGAAUGCAGCAAGCACAUCACAGCUAACAUGGACAUAACAUCCGAAGUAUAUACUAGUAAGCCGAAUUAGUUUCACAAACUUGUUUCAUUAAGA